This is a messenger RNA of Physella acuta, 5102 nucleotides long. RefSeq names its product ankyrin repeat domain-containing protein 50. Gene Ontology annotation, molecular function: protein binding. Lineage: Eukaryota; Metazoa; Mollusca; Gastropoda; Physidae. The record is from RefSeq and is a predicted model, not a curated record.
GAGACUGGUUCUAAAAAAAUCAAUAUCCAAGGCGCGUGUAGUGUGUUCUAUCGAUCUCACUUCUCUCUCCCACGCUCCCAAAUGUUACGACUUGGUGUGCUUGGUCUGGUGAAAUAUAUGAUAGUAUUGAUAGCCUAUAUAGAGAUUUUAACACAGAAGGGAAAGAAAGACGGCCCCAAAGUUCCCAAAACUUAUUUUUUAGCUUUGUUGCUCCACUAUAUCAGGCUUGAGGGAUAAGACAUGCAAAGGAAUUACAGUUCAAGAAAAUACUCCCCCCCCCCCCACACACACAGCAGUUCCGAUAGAAAUGGCCAACUAUGAUGAAACAAGAAAUGAGCUCCUAGACUCAACAAUAAAAAUUCAAGCUAUUGGAUGUUUUGUUACUAUAAUCAACAAUUCAUCAGUUACUGAAAAAUAUUUCACUUGCAAUGGUAGAAAGUUGAAAUAAAAAACAAAAAAAAAAAUGACAGACUCAUUAUUAAAAGGAAAACGAUUUUAUUGUCGUGAAUGGGCUUUUAUGAAAUUGCUUCAUUGUCUAGAAACUAGAUCAACCUCUAAAACAUGUGGGACUCUGGUGAUGGGUGGACCAGGAAGUGGGAAAACUGCUUUAGGUUGUGAGAUGGUUUGGCCUACAUCUCAAGGAAAGCAAACUGCUCUCAAGUCACGAAUUCUGGCAUAUCAUUUCUGUCAGGCACAUGAUUCAUCUUCUCUGUCAGUUGUCACUUUUAUAAAAAGUUUAGUUUCUCAAGUUUCUCUUUCAGGACUUGUUAGAGAUUUUAAAUCUCAGGUUUCUUCCCCUGCCAUCCAACAUGUUCUUGAUCCUAUAGAGUGUGAAGCUAAUGCUGAUGAAACUUUUAAAGUGGCAUUCCUUGAACCACUUCAUGCUUCAGAACCUCCUGAGCAACCUUUAAUGAUCUGGGUUGAUUCCAUAGACGAAUCAUAUCUUCAGCCUGUCAAUGAAAGGGUAACGUGUAGUCAAACUAUAGCUGAGCUUUUGGCCAACCACAAUGCUAAUUUUCCUCCAUGGUUAUUGCUAGUUUGCUCAGCAAGAAAACAAAGUAAAGUUGUCACCCGCAUGUUUACUGGAUUUAGAAAGCUUAGUUUAGAUGAUUUACGCAAGUCACACGUGGUGAGAGAUGUCCAGCAAUAUAUACUGUGUAGAUUGGAUGAGGAAGAUGGCUUGAGACAACAUUUAAGUAGAGACACUGCAGAAAUGCUUAAUCAACUCCAUAUUAAAAGCAAUGGCUGUUUUCUGUAUCUGGAAAAAGUGUUGGAUGGAGUUGCUGAGUCAUUUAUUAUGCUCAGGGAAGUGAAAGAAAUACCAGGAACUUUAAAUGGUCUUUAUUUAUGGCUGUGUCAGAGAUUAUUUAUAAAGAAGCAUGUAGUGAAAAUUCAACCUAUUUUAAAUGUGCUUCUUGCUUCUUCUACCCCAGUGAGUACUGAUGAACUUUUUGAAUGUAUGCUUGUAAAAGAAACAGAUAUCAAAAGAGAAGACUUUGAACAAAGACUAAAACUUCUGAGUCGGAUUUUAUUCAAUGGACCAAGAGGUGAACAUAUUUUGUUUCAUCAUAGCUUUGCUGAAUGGUUGCUUGAUGUCAAACAUUGUACCCAAAAGUAUCUUUGUAAUGCUGGUGAGGGCCAUGCUAUGAUAGCAUUACGCCUCUUGCAACAUGCAGAAGAACUAACUACCUCUGGCAUUCAAGACUUAGCACUACACCUGGUUAGGGCCAAUUUUUCAGAGUCAAUACAUUUUGAACAUUUGACACAAAUGCUGUUGCUUUCAGGGGCUAAAAUUGAGAAAAGUCUGUAUGAUGGGUUGCCAAAAGAUGCAAAAGUUUUAAAACUCCUGACUGAUGCUGGAGCAAGAGUGGACUUAAUGAGUGCAAGUAUGUGUAGUACUGAUUCAUUAAGUAUGCAGAAAGCAAGUUGUGAAGUUGUCUGCAGCUAUAUGAGUCUAGAUGAGUCAGAUGCCAAUGGUCGGACUCAGCUUCAUACUGCAGCUCAUAGGGGUGAUAUUCAGAAAGUCAGUUGUUUAGUUGCAAGAGGGGCUGCACUUGAAAUACAAGAUCGUUCCGGACAAACUGCACUGACCUUGGCUGCACGUCAAGGUCAUUCAAGUAUCAUUACAGUCUUACUGAAUGCAGGAGCAAAUGUAGACCAUUCUGAUCAUGAGGGUUGGACAGCAUUACGUUCAGCAGCAUGGGCAGGUCACACCAAGGUAGUAUCACUUCUAUUAGAUAAAGGUGCCCAAGUUGAUCAUGCUGACUCAGAGCAAAGGACAGCAUUAAGAGCAGCUUGUUGGGGAGGUCAUGAAGAUAUAGUCAGGCUACUUUUAGAGCAUCAAGCAGACGUCAACAAAACAGAUCAUGAAGGAAGGACAGCUUUAAUAGCUGCAGCUUACAUGGGACAUGUUGAGAUUGUUGAACAGCUCCUUGACCAUGGCGCCAACAUAAAUCAAGAGGACAUAGAUGGACGCACUGCCCUCAGUGUUGCAUGCUUAUGUAUUCCAGCUAGUGAAGGUCAUGAAAAGGUGGUAAGUCUCCUGCUUGAACGCUCUGCAGAGGUCGACCAUACAGAUAAGGAUGGAAGCACACCACUCUUAGUUGCUGCUUAUGAAGGUCACUCUGGAGUUUGUGAAAUGCUUUUGGAGUGGGAUGCUGAUGCUGAUCACGUAGAUAAUAAAAAUAGGACUCCACUUUGGGCAGCUACUUCCAUGGGUCAUGAACAAGUUGUAAGGCAACUUUUAUUUUGGGGUGCAGCAGUUGACCACAUUGACUUUGAAGGAAGAACUGUUUUGAGUGUUGCAGCUGCUCAGGGAUCAGAGUCUGUAGUCAGGCAAUUAUUGGACAGAGGUUUAGAUGAGAUGCAUAGAGAUAACUCUGGAUGGACACCACUACAUCUAGCAGCUUAUGAAGGACAUUUGCAUGUUUGCCACAUGCUUUUAGAGCAAGGAGCCAAACCAAAUGAAGUUGAUAAUGAUGGCAGGAUUGCACUUAUACAAGCGGCACAGGAAGGUCAUUUGGAGGUUGUGAAAAAACUUGUGGAAUAUGGUUCUAAUGUAAAUCAUAGGUCCCAUGAAGGAAAGACUGCCUUGCGUGUGGCUGCUGUUGAAGGACAUAUACAGGUUAUUGAGUAUCUCCUCCUAGUUGGCGCUGACAUAAAUUAUAAAGAUGCUGAUGGUAGGACCACCCUGUAUGUGAUCGCAUUAGAUGGGAACCUUGAGAUGACUCAGACUCUCCUGGCUAAUGAUGCAGAUAUUGAGGCUGUUGAUAAUGAAGGCAGAACUGCUCUACAUGUGGCUGCAUGGCAAGGAAAUGUAGAAGUUGUUAGAGCUUUGGUCCAGCGAGGGGCAAGAGUAAACUCAGUGGACAAUGAUCGACGCACUGCUGUGCAAUCUGCAUCCUGGCAAGGUCAUGAGCAAGUUGUCAAAUUGUUGCUUGAAGCAGGAGCUCGAGUGGAUCACACAUGCAAUCAAGGUGCGACAGCAUUAUGCAUUGCUGCCCAGGAAGGGCAUGAAGAUGUAGUCAGAACAUUGUUGAGUUUUCAAGCAAAUCCCAACCAUGCUGACCAGUUUGGGAGGACUCCUUAUAGGGUAGCUUUAAAGAGCAAUCAUAAUGUUGUUUGUAAAAUAUUGGAAGAUUUUGGUGCCAUUGUACCUGGAGGAGCUAAAAGUAGAAGUAACUCCUCAGCAUCAAGUGGAGAGAUAAAGCUGAACACUCCAAUCUCAGCAACACAGGGGGCGAUAACAGGAUCAGCUCGAAGCUCCAGUACCCAAGGCAUGGACAUGACAACUGUAAUCAUGCCACCCUCUUCCAGCUCACCCCAGUCUUCAGAUCACCUCAAAUCUUAUAACUCUAAUCAUUCCUCCUCCAAAUCCUCUAGUAUUAAGACAUCUUCCACUAAUCAAAGCAGUCAGAGCAGUUUUGCUAACAUGUCUAGAUUAGACAGAGAAUGUUUAACCUUUACUCAACAGUUACAGCAAUGCUCCAUGGGUAAAAAUAGGUCACGACCUAUUAGCCGAGUUCUUUCACCAGUGAGUGAACCCCAGAGUCCCAUCCACUCACCUUGUCAUACACCAGUUCUACACAGUCAAGCAGCUCAUGAGAGACUACAGCAAAGAAACAUGAAUAUUCUCUCACCUUCUCCAGUCAAACAGGGCUCAUGUAAGCCAGAGAGAAUAUCAGCAACAAUAAAUAUCAUAACAAACCCUCAUGCUGAAAUGAUGAGUUCUGUUGAAGAGCCCAUCUGGCAGAGAAAUCCUUCCCAUCCAAUUAACUUUGCUUCAGCUACUAACAGCAGCAGUAGUAGCAGCAGUGGGUCCCAGCAGCACCACCACACUGUUUACCCAUCCCCCACCUCAGAUGCUUCCUCUAAACUCAGUGUAGGAGUUCCUGUUGGUAACAACAGCCCAGACAUGAGAAGGAAAAGAAAUGGUAUUGUUACUAAUCCAAAGCUUCUCAAGUCUGGAAUAUCAAAAAAUACACCUUUCUAUAAUCAUUUAUCCUGUGAUUCUGCUGCUGAAAAAUGUAAGUAUACCAUACCAACAUCUAAUGACUUAAAUAAUAUCUUACUUGCUAGUAGCAAUGGUGCCCCUGCAUCUAUGAGUGUGGUGUCUCAUACCUGUGAUAAAGUGACACCUAUCAAGCAGAACAGUGAAACAAAACCUGUCAGACCUAAUGGACUACCUAUUAAAAUAGUUAAUUCUACACAGUAACUCAAUUACUUAAGCUGAAAAUUGUGUGUCAACAUGACAAAUUUGGGUGAGUCAAAAGCCAUCACUGUUUAAUUACUUCAUUACAAAACAUUAUCUGUAAUGCCAGUUAUGAUUCUACAUUUAUGACGCAUUCAUAAGUUCACUAAUAUUGAUGUAACUACCCUAAAUUUGGCUUGUAAGUGUGAUAUUUAAUGGUAAGAUAAACCACUUGCCUACUGUUGUGCACAUCAACUCCAGAAAAAGGUUAAUGUAACUUUUUGAAUAUUAAAAGAGUUUAACUUCAAUUGAGUGAAACAAUUUUGACCAGCAUUUGAGCUUCCUGCAUCAAUCAAAGGCCUAAAUAAAUGAAAACUGGUGUUCACAGAGGGAUUAGAACUCCCCAAAUGGA